ACCUAUAGGGGGCCUGUCACCCGGCACGUGCGCCGGGGGCCGGCUGGGCGCGAGGGGAGGGAGGCCGGCGGGCCAGCGGGGGCCGACCCCGACCCCGACCCGACCCGACCCGAUCCACCCCGGAGCUCGGGCCUGGCCGGCUAGGUCUCGCCCCCAGCGCCCUGGCUGGGCUGCGUCGGCGAGAAAGACCAAAAGAAUACAGCUCAAGGUGACAUUAUGAAGGAAAUCUAUUUGACAUCUGUAAGGCAUUGGAAGUUGCAACUCUUGUGGAAGGAUCUAAUACCAUGAUCAGAAGAACUGUGGAUACGUCUUUUCACUGUGAGGUUGUGGUAUACGCUUGACAAGUUUUGGAAAGAGAUUUUUAUACCAACUCUACCGACUAAUAUUUCGUUUGUGAAGCCAGGAGGCUCCAUAAAGGUUAAAAAUAAUUCAGCCAUAUUGUGUUGAACUUGAUUGAAGUGUCAUGAACAGUGUCUGGAGUGCAGAAGAACCAGUUCUCUCUUGUUGUGAUGGGUUUAGUCUGUUUACUUUCCUGGUGCCCUUUCGCUGAAACUGGGGCUGGGAGGCCUGGUGAGGAAUGUUUCUUCCGGAGUUCCGACAGGCUCAGCUAUUUGUCACAGCCUCCGAAGCUGCUUCGCUACAGAUGAGGAAAAUGAGGCUCAGAGAGGUUGAGCCACUUCCCUCAGGACACGCAGUGAAGUAUGAAACAAAGAUUUGAACCGGAGCAGUCUGACUCCAGAUCCUGUGCUCAUAAUCAUGGGAAGUGUUGCCUCCAAAUGUAAUUAUGGUUUAAUGAAGACCGACAACAUUUCAGUCAUUGUGUGAAGAACUUGGAUUCGGUGAUGCCUUUAAUGGUCCUUCUUUGCAGAUUCAGGACAACACUGGCCAGUCCUAGAUCUUUCCUUUGCCCUUGAAUGGACUUGUAGACCCAGCACUGUGGCUAUGGGGCCUAAUGAACAUUUCCAUUCAUCCAUGUUCCUGGCCAUACUCCACAUCUGCUUGUUCCCUACAGCUGACUAUAAUUGCCUUUGAUGAGUUAAGGACGGAUUUUAAGAACCCCAUCGACCAGUGCAACCCUGUUCAUGCGAGGGAACGGCUGAGGAACAUCGAGCGCAUCUGCUUCCUUCUACGAAAGCUGGUGCUGCCAGAAUACUCCAUCCACAGCCUCUUCUGCAUCAUGUUCCUGUGUGCUCAGGAGUGGCUCACCCUGGGGCUGAAUGUCCCUCUACUUUUCUAUCACUUCUGGAGGUACUUCCACUGUCCGGCAGAUAGCUCCGAAUUAGCCUACGACCCUCCGGUGGUCAUGAACGCAGACACCUUGAGUUACUGUCAGAAGGAGGCCUGGUGUAAGCUGGCCUUCUAUCUCCUCUCCUUCUUCUACUACCUUUACUGCAUGAUCUACACUUUAGUGAGCUCUUAACUCAAAGACCACGCACAUCCUCAGAGACUGGGAUGGGAGAGGCCCGAGGCUGCGCAGUCCACUUCUGCUGGUGAUGGGAGAAGGGACCGGUGUGGGGAUGUGACAGACAGAGACGGGCAGACACUCUGAAUCGGGAGCCGGAAGCAUGCAGCAGCCAGCGGCCGAGUGCGCACGUGUUGUCACCCUGUGUAUCAGUCCUUGGCGUUCACACCCCACACUCGGGCUGUAGAUCCCUUCUGAGCAGCGGGGGCACGAGGGGUGAUGAAACACGAAACCUCUUCUGAGCGAGAAUUGCUGCUUCCUGAAUCCACUUUAUUGAAUGGCUCCCUGAAGUUCACACUGCGUUCCUGGGCCGCGGGCGUGGAGGCUGGAUGGCUGGCAGGUGCCUGCUAAGGAACGGCGUGACCCAGGGUCAAGGCUGUAUCUGUGGGACUGAUUGAAGUCCUCAAGGACGUCACUGGGCUACCUGAGACUCUCGUGUUUCUUCCAAGCCCUGGCCACACCCUUCACUUCAAUGGGAGGGGCCUGAAAGGUGUGCAGAUUUGCCUUGGGCUAUAACCAGCCCUGAGCCUGCAGGGCUGUCUAUUUUCCUGCUCUGCUUUGUAAGAGCCCAGUUUAGGAUGUUUGUUAGUGACAUCACAAGCUGAGUUUGGGACAGUAUGUUGGUAAAGAGUUAUGGCCAAAGUCAGGGCUGGGAGGUGGUGAGAUGGGAAGGGGGGAAUCAUAGGAAAAAAUGAUUUUUUAAAACACUGAUGACAUGUUCAAGGUGUUAAUUCUUCACCACAACAAACUGUAUUCUUCUGUUGUCAUCUCAAACUAUCACAGAGUCACUGAAUGCUAAUCAAUUGGUCAACACUAGUCAAAGCUACUGACUUUUAAGGCUCCCAAAACAAUUCUGAGGCCAGAAAAAGCUGGAGUGGCAGCUCUGUACUGUGGGCAUCCGGCAGCCGAGAAGUAAGACAACAUAAUUAUAGCUUCAUUUAUGAUGCUGCAUCAUUCGUGCUGUUCGGUUCAACACAAGGACAUUAGCUCAUUUAGAAUUUUCCAUUCGACAUUCUCUCCUUUUUGGGUAGGAGUUGUACUCGGGUGUUGUAAAUAAUGACAAGGCUGAGAUUUUUAUUAUGUUUAAAUUGGGCACCAUGAUUUUGACCUUAUUCCCCAAACUUCCCUUCUUUUCUUCUGUUUGACAUACACAGGCUAUUUAUACAUAUACCAGCUUCCACCUGAAGUCCGUGACUCAGGUUUAUGAAUGGUGUUUGUGUAACACGUGUGCUGUGUUUAAAACGCAGCGACCACUUGAGUGUCUCGCCUAGCUGGCUGUCUCAUUUAAACGCAUUACAGGCUGGCUUCAUCUCCAUAUGGAUGGUAAACUGGUAGGAGGACAAAGAGAAGUUUCAAAAAAGCAUUUUCCUUCUAAAACUUCUACCGAAAACAAAAUGUAGAACUUCUGCUCUGAGGUUGAAGGUAUGGAACCGGAGGAUUCAAGGCAAUAUUUUUGGGGAGCAGGCUUCCCCUUGGCCAAUACCCAUCGUCCUGUCCGAGCAACUGUGGUUGCGGUGGAUAGUUUCCUUUAGGGCUGGUUGGCUCCGUCUCUUGACUCCAUUCCUGAGACAACCAGCCACCUUCAUCCAGAGAAAUCAGCCCUGGGCUCCAGGCUGCAGGCAGCAAAUCUAACCCCACCGCCAUCCUGCAAAUGCAACUGAAGUCAGAGGGUAAAUGGUCCAUGUUACUUCACACCACGGAGCUGUUGUUUGUUUUUAUACUUUGCCUCCUUCCAAAAAGAUUUGAAGUGGCUUAUAAUAGCAGGCACAAGUAUGCAAAGACUGUUAAAAUGGAAAUAGGAAAUCCAAACUUAAAAAGGAGGAGGACACAGAGAUACUGACUUCCUGAGGUACUCUAUUUACUGGGAUUGAGCAUAAAUUUGUUAUCAUUUCUCUUAACAGUAAAUAAUAGCAAUUCAUAUUUACACAACGCUUUUCAGAUUGCUUUUGCAUCUCAUUUGACUUUCCUCACCAUCCUAUGAAGUUGAUACUAUUCUUUUUCUCAUUUUCUAAGUGAGGAAGCUGAGGUUCAGAGAGGGUAAGUGAGUUACCUAUAGUCACACAGCAGUCCCAGACCUGCCUUUGAGCCCAGAUUGUCUGACCUUAAAAACCCCAUGUUCUUCCGUUUUAAACAGAGCACACGUGUUACACAAACACCAUUCAUAGACCUGAGUUACAGACUUCAGAUGGAAGCUGGUACACUGAAGAGCUGACAAAGUAGCUUAGGGUUCUGUUAAGGUUUGAUUAGCAUUAACUUUUUGAGAGAAAGAGAGUAUUUUAAAAAGAGUUAUAGGGAAAGUAUAUCUUCCUUCAUGUGCUAGCCUCAGUCUUGCUUUAUUGUGGGAGGUUCUUCUCUAAGGUGGUCCUCUAAAAGCUUUAAAGGCAUCAAGUGUCUCUUGGGCAGUUAUGUUUAUGACGGAGAAACAUCCAAAUAUUUCUCUCCAACGAGUUGUGACUGGGAAAUAAUCCCAGUGGUUGUUGGGAGUUUGAGCCAAUUUUCAAUUGCUGGGAGAAGCUAAUUAUGACGGUAAGAAUCAGAGUAAUACUCACAGUUGGUGGAGCCGUGUUGUGUACCAGGAUUUAUGCCAGGACCUCUUCCAACUCUCACAGUGAUCCUACAAGGCAGGUUGCAUAUUCUCACCCCCAGUUUACAGGUCAGGAAAACAGGGAGGCUCAGGACGGAUGAGUCUUCCCUGGGUGAAUCAGCCAGACCAGAGCUCGAGGCUACAAAUAAAUGGCCAAAUAAUAACAGUAGCUAAAAUUCAGGUGUUGGGCAUUAUUCUAUAUGUUUUGUGUGCUUUUGUCUGAUCCUCAUAACAAUACCAUGACGUCGAUAUUAUCUCUGCUUUAUAGAUGAAGAAAGUCCCAGAAGGUGAGUUACUUGCAGAGACCCAGAGCUAGUAAGGGGUGCGUAUAGAGCUACAGCUGGAAUUUAACCCCAAGUCUGCCUCUUCACACAUAAUUUUUCCUUCUUGGAUAUCUUUGUUGCGCAUUGUUUGUCCCACAGAAAUGACCGAAGGGAGGAAGGGGAGUGAAGCAGGAGAAACAGCACCCUGGAUAAAUCACAAAGUGAAUAUUACCCUUGGGUGAUGGAGAGCUCAUCCUACCAAGCAUGUAUGUGGGCAUCAAGGAGAGGGGGGACACACAUAUUAUGUGAGGGUGGCAUUGGUGGGCUGGUUCCCAUUGCCUUAGGGAGGCAGAGCGGCUAGGCUUGGCAUGGCUGUGCCCGAAGGGUCAGAGCGGAAUCGGGGGGGGGGGG
Balaenoptera acutorostrata (minke whale) is the source of this 4720-nucleotide messenger RNA. RefSeq names its product cornichon family AMPA receptor auxiliary protein 3 (gene CNIH3). Gene Ontology annotation, cellular component: synapse; dendrite. NCBI's taxonomy places the organism in Eukaryota, Metazoa, Chordata, Mammalia, Artiodactyla, Balaenopteridae. The record is from RefSeq and is a predicted model, not a curated record. The transcript has 9 exons. Bases 953 to 1420 code for a protein of 155 amino acids. Gene Ontology annotation, biological process: vesicle-mediated transport; regulation of AMPA receptor activity.